Salvelinus fontinalis (brook trout) is the source of this 3069-nucleotide messenger RNA. Its product is annotated as probable vesicular acetylcholine transporter-B. Gene Ontology annotation, molecular function: acetylcholine transmembrane transporter activity; xenobiotic transmembrane transporter activity. Gene Ontology annotation, biological process: transmembrane transport; chemical synaptic transmission; xenobiotic transport. NCBI's taxonomy places the organism in Eukaryota, Metazoa, Chordata, Actinopteri, Salmoniformes, Salmonidae. The coding region runs from base 642 to 2234 and encodes 530 amino acids. The record is from RefSeq and is a predicted model, not a curated record. The transcript has a single exon. Gene Ontology annotation, cellular component: membrane; AP-1 adaptor complex; terminal bouton.
CUGGCAAAGGAUCCACUUGGGGGCAAGUUGCUGAUGCGUCAUAGCCCUUGGUGAAAUUGAGAGAGAGAGAGGAGAGAAAAAAAUAAACAAAACAAAUAUCGACAGACCUGCGAGUCAAUGCGUAAGUACCAAUGGCAACGAAGCCCUUCGUGAUCUCAGAACGGAACCCACACGUGCUACAGGUGAUACAGUAGGAGAUAUGAGCAUUGGAAUCGGACAUGUAGGGUCCCAAGUUCCAUAAACAACUUCUAAAAACACGUUUCCAUAGAAACUUGACAUGGACUACUAGAGGUUGAAGUCUUUACACCGUGUAGAGAAGAGCAGAAAUAUAUUUCACUACUCCGGACCAUGAAUCAGCGCCUAAUGUGAGCGCGAGGGGGGUGAAACAAGACCAACCACGGAUGAAGCCCGCAGCAUCUCGCGCGCUGUCAGAAAAACACACGGGAGGAAAGUUCCAAGUCUGCUGCCCCUUUGUCUUUCGCACCGCGUAAGUGAACCAAGAAACAGCUGCGUAAAUAUUCAAGGAUAGUAUUAACUGUGGUGCUGAGAUAUCUGUGUAAGAGAGCAGAGACGAGAGAGGAGAAGACAACAACACUGCCGUUUUGUAUUGACAACAACAACAACAACAAUAGCAGAUCAUCAUGGAUACAGACGGGUCCUCCGGGCUGGCCAAAUCAGCCGCUGUAAAACUGUCCGAGAUGGGAGAAAAAACCAAACAGUUUGGCAACAAAAUGAAAGCCCCCGACCACCAAAGACGGAUUAUUUUAGUCAUUGUCUGCGUGGCUCUCCUUCUAGACAAUAUGCUCUAUAUGGUUAUAGUCCCGAUUAUUCCCGAUUACCUCGCUGAUUUAGAGCUUGAGCAAGCAGAGCACGUCCACAUAGAUAUACAUCAGAAUUAUUCAAUCAACACCACAAUGAGCUCAGCCCAAGCUAAAAUCAACAGGGACAAUUUAGACGUUCAAAUAGGAGUACUUUUUGCAUCGAAGGCUAUCCUGCAGCUUUUGGUGAACCCGUUGUCGGGAACUUUCAUAGAUCGUGUUGGAUACGACAUCCCCCUCCUAAUCGGACUAACCGUCAUGUUCUUCUCUACAUGUAUAUUUGCUUUCGCUGAGAACUACGCGACGCUGUUUUUCGCCCGUAGUUUACAAGGUCUGGGCUCAGCUUUCGCCGACACCUCAGGAAUUGCCAUGAUAGCAGAUAAAUACACCGAAGAAUCGGAGAGAAGUAAAGCUCUCGGUAUCGCCCUGGCGUUCAUCUCUUUCGGGAGCCUGGUAGCGCCACCCUUUGGGGGUAUCCUGUACGAGUUUGCCGGUAAAAGAGUACCGUUUAUCGUUCUCGCCGUGGUUUGCCUUAUAGACGGGAUUCUGCUCUUGACCGUGAUCAAGCCGUUCUCGAACAGGAAUAGAGACAAUAUGCCGGUGGGCACCCCCAUCUACAAACUCAUGAUUGAUCCUUACAUAGCUGUUGUAGCAGGUGCCCUGACAGUGUGUAACAUCCCCUUGGCCUUUCUGGAGCCCACCAUAGCCAACUGGAUGGAGAGCACCAUGCAUUCAACGAAGUGGGAAAUGGGAUUAUGUUGGCUGCCCGCUUUCUUCCCACAUGUUCUGGGUGUCUACAUGACCGUCAAACUGGCUGCUAAGUACCCCAACCUGCAGUGGUUCUAUGGAGCUUUGGGCAUGGUCAUUAUCGGGGCCAGCUCGUGCACCAUUCCAGCAUGCAAAACAUUCGGCCAGUUAAUCGCCCCGUUGUGCGGCAUAUGUUUCGGCAUCGCUCUCGUGGACACCGCCCUGUUGCCAACUCUUGCCUUUCUCGUCGACGUGCGUCACGUGUCCGUGUACGGCAGCGUCUACGCUUUAGCUGAUAUCUCCUAUUCUGUCGCGUAUGCCAUGGGUCCUAUCGUGGCGGGGAAUAUAGUGCACAACUAUGGGUUUGUCCAACUCAACCUGGGCAUGGGCCUCGUCAAUGUCCUGUACGCACCGGCCCUUCUGCUGCUCCGCAACGUGUGCCAAAUGAAACCCUCCUACUCUGAGAGAGAUAACCUGUUGGUGGACGAUGAUGAACCCGAGGGUCUGUAUGAUACCAUGAAAAUGGAGGAGCGGAGAGGCAAGAAGAAGGGCUAUAGUUCAGCAGGGGACUGCUUGCCUGUGGUGGUGGAUGAGAAUGGAGGGUUCGACCCGUUUAGAGCACAAACACACGCCUCUGUAGAUGAAUUCUCUGGUCCAGAGUACAGUUAGAAUAUUCAGAUUACAUCUAGAAUACUGUAGCAAUACUUAGAACGUCCCCGAAUCCAUUACCGAGAGUUCGAGAAUUUGGACACAUACCGUUCGGAUUUUAGUACCUGCCAAAAGAGUGGGGUAUAUAGUCACUUCACUCUGUAAUGUAGGGCUACUGGUGGACAAUAUACACAUACCAAAUCAUGAUGGUGUGACCCGUUUCCAAAGGUGAUUUUAUUUUGACUGUAAUGUCAUGGUCUUUGAACACGUCUUCUAUGUAUGUAAUAUGUUCCUUCUGGCCGUCUAAUUUGAGUACUAUUCUGAAAGGUCUAAUACAAUUCGCUGUGUGCGCAUAACUACUGCAGAGGAUUGUACAAAGGUAAAUAGAUAAAUGUAUGUAAAAUGUUAUAUUGAUAUGAUAAAUACACGACCAACUAUCAACGCAUCACAAAAAUAACUCGCUUUUAGUUUUGUCAACCUAUGAUUGCGUUUAUAAUUUCGUUGACAUAUUGACAAUCAUUUUAAUUUACAUUUUUGUAAUUGGGGUUUUUUCUUUUCCAUAUCUAAUUUCGAAACGUAAUUGUGACAUCUGUAUUUUUUUAUUUAAGUUAUGUUUUGUUUUCCUGAAAAUGUAGUGUAUUAUAUUGGAAUGCGUUUUGUACAUAUGUGAAUAUUUACAUAGUAAAUUAUUAAAUUGUAUGUGUGCCUGUGCAUAUUUGAGCGUAUGCGUGAUGUAUGCGUGUAUUGUCAAAGCAUAAGUAUCCGUAAUAGCUCAAAAACAACUUCCUAUAUCCUGAGUAGAUAGACAUAUAUUAAUUUAUCGACUAUAGUUAUAAUAAAUUGUAUUUAAAUAUAA